Messenger RNA from Cornus florida, 2518 nucleotides. RefSeq lists its product as uncharacterized. Gene Ontology annotation, biological process: translation. Gene Ontology annotation, molecular function: structural constituent of ribosome. Lineage: Eukaryota; Viridiplantae; Streptophyta; Magnoliopsida; Cornales; Cornaceae. Gene Ontology annotation, cellular component: cytosolic large ribosomal subunit; ribosome. Bases 1 to 627 code for a protein of 208 amino acids. The record is from RefSeq and is a predicted model, not a curated record. The transcript is spliced from 5 exons.
AUGGUUGGUCAAAAGGUGAACGAUCCAAAGACAAAGAAGACAUAUUGCAAGUCUAAGGAAUGCCGGAAGCACACCUUGCAUAAGGUUACGCAGUACAAGAAGGGAAAGGAUAGUUUGGCUGUGCAGGGCAAGCGCCGGUGUGAUCGGAAACAGUCAGGUUAUGGUGGACAAACCAAACCUGUUUUCCACAAGAAGGUGAACGUUCCAAAGACAAAGAAGACAUAUUGCAAGUCUAAGGAAUGCCGGAAGCACACCUUGCAUAAGAUUACGCAGUACAAGAAGGGAAAGGAUAGUUUGGCUGUGCAAGGCAAGUGCCGGUAUGAUUGGAAACAGUCAGGUUAUGGUGGACAAACCAAACCUGUUUUCCACAAGAAGGCGAAAACUACAAAGAAGAUUGUGCCGAGGCUGCAAUGCCAGGGGUUCAAGCAUGUAUCACAGCACCCAAUCAAGAGGUGCAAGCAUUUUGAGAUUGGUAGAGAUAAGGAGGGGAGGGGACUUCUCUUUUCUAAGUGGCAGUUUUAUGGAGUAUCAUCUUGGUCUUAUUGCCGUGCUAUGUUUCUUGACCUAAGGUUUAACUUUCAAUUUGAAUGCUUCUGUUUUUAUGCUUGUUUUUACCUUUUGAAAUGAAUAGAUAUACCUUGCAUACUUAAAGGGCAAUGUAGCUUGGAUUAAGCUAUCGAGAUUAUGAAUAUAAAAAUGGAUUUUCAAUAUCAGUAUUUAGCAGGCAGGUUCUAUAAAAAUCCCGAUAAAUCUAAUUGGUUUGUGUUGCCUUGUCUAUUCAGCUUUCUUAUUUGUUGUCAUAGGCUUUGUGUACUGAACCUUGCUACCCUAUCAGUGCCAUGAUAAUACGUUCAUUUGUAUAUUUGUGCUUAUAUGUAUACAUAUUUAUAUUGAUUACUGUAGUAUGUUUGUUUUUGCUUUUUAUUUUUUUGGGUAAAUUGUUUUUGAUUUUAUAGAAUUACUGUUAUAAUUUGAGUAAUAGGGAACAUGAAUAAAUGAUGAAGAAGUUUUACAUAAUUAUGGGUGGUACCCUCUACGCACAAAUGCAUUGAUAAGGGGGCAAGAGUUUCCUUCACCAAGAUGAUGCUUAACAUGUGAAUUCAAAUCUGGUGAAAAAGAAUUUAUGAAGAGCGGAUGUGUGAGUUAUUUGUCAUGAAAAAAAAAGGCAUUUUUUCCUUGAACAAAAUAAUUUUUAACUUUUUAUUUUUAUUAUACAUAUAUAUAUAUAUAUAUAUAUAUAUGUAUAUAUAUAGACAUACGGAAAUGAUCUCUUGCUCAACGGUGAGCAAGAAAUUCGUCCAAAUAUAUGGAUAUGUUUUUGCAUCUGAGUGCUUCCUUUUAGGAAAAUUGUUUCAAGUAUUUCUAUUAUCCCUUUCUAGGAAGGUUUCUCUCUGCCUCCUUGCCCAAUAAAAUACCAUCUGUGCACAUUUUCUAAUAUGGAGUACUUAAAGUUGUACAUUUAAAAUUAUAUGGGUGAAUUAUCCUGACCUCCUCACCUUUCCACCCUCAGACAAAAACCUUUUGAAAAACCAGUGUCCCCAGUUAAAAUUACAGAAAUAAUCGUGCAAAUGUUUGUAAUGACUUGUACUCCCAUCACUAAAGUGAGUUGCUGAUAGUUGGAAAUUCUUUAAAGUCCUUGCACAUCCUUAGGUGACCUAACACAUCAAAACUCAAUGUUAGAUGGAUAUUGCAAAACAAAUUAGUUGACCUCUUUCCAUAGUUGUUGGUUACAUUUUUCUCCGGUUGAGUGCGUCAGAUAAACAUACAUCCAUCAUUUUUAGUGAGUGGAGUCUUAUUUUUGACUUGUUUGGAGAGUGAUAGAGUGGGUGUUUCGUGUGAUCCCACGCUCCUGAUUUUUGGAGGGUGGCACCCUUUUGUGUUUGGUGGUGCGUUUGGCAAAAGCACAAGCUUGUUGGAGAUCAUUUUAUAGGCACAAGCUUGUUUGAGAUCAUAAAUGCAUCUUUUAAGCUUAAAUACUUUAUUUUCUUCCCCUUUAGAAAUGAAUCCUUCAGGUUGUUUCAUUUAAAUAUCUUCAUACCUAUUUAGGAACUGCUUCUACAUCCAUUUAAUAUAAUCUCAGUCAUAGUAUGCAAUAAUUGUUAACAAUGUCCCAAUGGAUUUCAGCAUUGAUACGAGUGAAAAGUUUUUUCAUAGUCAAUAUCCUCGUUUUCUUCAUUUAGCCUUUUGUUACUCCCCUUCUUCAUUUAGCCUUUUGGUCUCCAGAUAAGUAAGUGACAAAUUGCAAAUAUAAGCUGUCGCACAAGUAUCAAUACACCGAAAACUAUUAGACCUAACAAGCUUCGGAUAGACUUCCAUUACUUAUUCUACUGCACAUGUGAAACUUUCGUUAAUAUUCAUAAUCUGUUUCUUCUCUCCAUGUAUUACCAGUUUAAAACCAUAUAUUACCAGUCUAAAGCCAAAUCUACAAUGACAAUGUUCAAUAAGUGAUUUAUAGACUCUACGCAACUGAGAUUGAUGAAUUUUGUAAUGUGAAAUCUUCAUUGGGUCAUUCGAAUGG